AUGGCCUUGCGUCCCACUAAACUAGAUGCGGUCUGUGAAGAGGUUCAUGGUGAAUUUGCAUCGUGUGGAAUUGCAAGUUUACAGGAGCUCUGCCAGCAGGUGAGGCUGCUGCGCGCCAAUGUAGAACGCCUUGCAUCCGAACAAAUACCGUCGCUCAGUCUGGACAUAACAGCGCUUCAGGAGCCUCACCUGCACCUGCCGUUGCAUACUAACUUUCAUAUGGGCAUGCAGGAGAAGAAACCGACACCAGGAAGUGUCAUCUUUGGUGCUGAGUCGCUCCUUUCACACUGCAAAAGGCUCACUGCAGACUGCACACGUGGGUCGCACAGGCUGCCCGAGAAGGAACGCCCCACACAAAUGAUGUACGCGGUGGGGUAUACCCCUCAUUAUCCCAACAGGAAAAUGCCUUCGUACAAUUCAACCAAAUACACUGAAAGAAAAAAGAUAGAAGAAAAAAAAGAUACAACAUCGUACACUCCCAGCAACCCCUCCCACCCCAACGCCCAAAAAAGCUUUAAUCAUUGUACGGACCAAUUGAAGAUAAACCAACAAAUUAACCCUCAUAUCGCAAAUAACAAACAAAAAACAACACUUGAAAAAACUCAAACAGAACAAAAAACAGAGCCAUUUGGACAGGCCGCUGCAGAUGACAAACCAUCACCAUUUGGACAGGCCGCAGCAGGUGACAAACCACCACCGUUUGGACAGGCCGCUGCAGAUGACAAACCAUCACCAUUUGGACAGGCCGCAGCAGGUGACAAACCACCACCGUUUGGACAGGCCGCUGCAGGUGACAAACCACCACCGUUUGGACAGGCCGCUGCAGGUGACAAACCAUCACCGUUUGGACAGGCCGCUGCAGGUGACAAACCAUCACCGUUUGGACAGGCCGCUGCAGGUGACAAACCAUCACCGUUUGGACAGGCCGCUGCAGGUGACAAACCAUCACCAUUUGGACAGGCCGCAGCAGGUGACAAACCAUCACCGUUUGGACAGGCCGCAGCAGGUGACAAACCAUCACCAUUUGGACAGAUCGCUGCAGGUGACAAACCAUCACCGUUUGGACAGGUCGCUGCAGGUGACAAACCAUCACCGUUUGGACAGGCCGCUGCAGGUGACAAACCACCACCGUUUGGACAGGCCGCUGCAGAUGACAAACCAUCACCGUUUGGACAGGCCGCUGCAGGUGACAAACCAUCACCAUUUGGACAGAUCGCUGCAGGUGACAGACCACCACUAUUUGUACCGAUCGCUGCAGGUGACAAACAACCACCAUUUGGACAGGCCGCUGCAGGUGACAAACAACCACCAUUUGGACAGGCCGCUGCAGGUGACAAACAACCACCAUUUGGACAGGCCGCUGCAGAUGACAAACCAUCACCGUUUGGACAGGCCGCUGCAGGUGACAAACCAUCACCAUUUGGACAGAUCGCUGCAGGUGACAGACCACCACCAUUUGGACAGGCCGCAGCAGGUGACAAACAACCACCAUUUGGACAGGCCGCUGCAGGUGACAAACAACCACCAUUUGGACAGGCCGCUGCAGGUGACAAACAACCACCAUUUGGACAGAUCGCUGCAGGUGACAGACCACCACUAUUUGUACCGAUCGCUGCAGGUGACAAACCAUCACCAUUUGGACAGAUCGCUGCAGGUGACAAACCAUCGCUAUUUGGACAGGCCGCAGCAGGUGACAAACCAUCACCAUUUGGACAGGUCGCUGCAGGUGACAAACAACCACCAUUUGGACAGGCCGCUGCAGGUGACAAACAACCACCAUUUGGACAGGCCGCUGCAGGUGACAAACAACCACCAUUUGGACAGGCCGCUGCAGGUGACAAACAACCACCAUUUGGACAGGCCGCUGCAGGUGACAAACAACCACCAUUUGGACAGGCCGCUGCAGGUGACAAACAACCACCAUUUGGACAGGCCGCUGCAGGUGACAAACCAUCACCAUUUGGGCAGAUCGCUGCAGGUGACAGACCACCACUAUUUGUACCGAUCGCUGCAGGUGACAAACAACCACCAUUUGGACAGGCCGCUGCAGGUGACAAACAACCACCAUUUGGACAGGCCGCUACAGGUGACAAACCAUCACCGUUUGGACAGGCCGCUGCAGGUGACAAACCAUCACCAUUUGGACAGGCCGCUGCAGGUGACAAACCAUCACCGUUUGGACAGGCCGCUGCAGGUGACAAACCAUCACCGUUUGGACAGGCCGCUGCAGGUGACAAACAACCACCAUUUGGACAGGCCGCUGCAGGUGACAAAAAACCACCGUUUGGACAGGCCGCUGCAGGUGACAAACCAUCACCGUUUGGACAGAUCGCUGCAGGUGACAAACCAUCACCGUUUGGACAGGCCGCUGCAGGUGACAAACCAUCACCGUUUGGACAGAUCGCUGCAGGUGACAAACCAUCACCGUUUGGACAGGCCGCUGCAGGUGACAAACAACCACCAUUUGGACAGGCCGCUGCAGGUGACAAACCAUCACCGUUUGGACAGGCCGCUGCAGGUGACAAACCACCACCAUUUGGACAGGCCGCAGCAGGUGACAAACCAUCACCGUUUGGACAGGCCGCUGCAGGUGACAAACCAUCACCGUUUGGACAGGCCGCUGCAGGUGACAAACCACCACCAUUUGGACAGGCCGCAGCAGGUGACAAACCAUCACCGUUUGGACAGGCCGCAGCAGGUGACAAACCAUCACCAUUUGGACAGAUCGCUGCAGGUGACAAACCAUCACCGUUUGGACAGGCCGCUGCAGGUGACAAACAACCACCAUUUGGACAGGCCGCUGCAGGUGACAAACAACCACCAUUUGGACAGGCCGCUGCAGGUGACAAACCAUCACCAUUUGGACAGGCCGCUGCAGGUGACAAACCAUCACCGUUUGGACAGGCCGCAGCAGGUGACAAACCAUCACCAUUUGGACAGAUCGCUGCAGGUGACAAACCAUCACCGUUUGGACAGGUCGCAGCAGGUGACAAACCAUCGCUAUUUGGACAGGCCGCUGCAGGUGACAAACCAUCACCAUUUGGACAGGUCGCAGCAGGUGACAAACCAUCGCUAUUUGGACAGGUCGCUGCAGGUGACAAACCAUCACCGUUUGGACAGGCCGCAGCAGGUGACAAACCAUCACCGUUUGGACAGGUCGCUGCAGGUGACAAACCAUCACCAUUUGGACAGGUCGCAGCAGGUGACAAACCAUCGCUAUUUGGACAGGGAACAGGGUUUGAUGCGUCUCGAAACACUAUGUUUGCGAAUGCGCCUGGUGUUUUCCAGGUGUCGUUUGGAAAGCCAUCGACGACUUUUGCAACCACAUCCUUUGCUGCUGGUGGCGGGUUUGGAGCACCAAGUGCUUUUGGUUCUAUUUUACAGAAUGUUCAUGCUACAUUGCCUGCUGGAAGCGCGUUGUCUCAUAUUGGAAGUGCCUUUGGUUCUCCUGGAACGUAUUCUGGCGGUGCGUUUGGUGGAGCAGGUGUAAGUGGUCCGGCAAUUGGUGGUGGUAAGCUAUCUGCAUUGGAGGGAAGUGGGUUUGGUCAGGCUUUCAGUGCUUUUGGUAAUCAUGCAUCAACUGUGUUAGGAAGUUUUGGUCGGAAAGAAGGUGAGGGCACCUUUGGUGCUGUGGGAGCCCAUGGGACGGGUUCCGCCACCCCGUUUUCAAAGACCAGUACCACAUUUCAAUCUUCUUCUUUUUCCAGUAUUGCGGGGAACUACAAGGCUGCUCCGCAAUUUAAGAGUGUUUUUGGUCCUCAUUGA
Molecule: messenger RNA, 3765 nt
Organism: Trypanosoma cruzi
Lineage: Eukaryota; Euglenozoa; Kinetoplastea; Trypanosomatida; Trypanosomatidae
Product: surface antigen 2 (CA-2), putative
Exons: 1
Coding region: 1-3765 (1254 amino acids)
Source: RefSeq, a predicted model, not a curated record